AUGGCACCCUCUCCCCGGACCCACAGAGGUCCAGGUUUUUGCAGACGUCACUCGUCGAUGAUCUUUGUUUUCUCUCCACCUCUCGGAGGAGGACUACAAGUUUAUCGUCCAGCCACAGGGACGGGACGGUCUGCUCUGCCGCUCCUCUCCUCCAUCCGUCGGCUUGCACUCGGCUUUCCGUCCCGUAUGGUGGACAUCCUGCUCAACACUUCUUUCUUGGAUGAUAUGGGGGAUCAUUCAAAAAAGAAGUCGGGAAUCGCCAUGUGUGUGGGCUGUGGAAGUCAGAUACACGACCAGUAUAUCCUGAGAGUUUCCCCGGACCUGGAGUGGCACGCAGCCUGCCUCAAGUGUGCAGAGUGCCACCAGUAUCUGGACGAGACGUGCACUUGCUUUGUCCGGGACGGAAAGACUUACUGUAAAAGAGAUUAUGCGAGGUUGUUUGGCAUCAAGUGCGCAAAGUGUAACAUGGGCUUCUGCAGCAGCGACCUGGUGAUGAGGGCCCGGGACCGCGUGUACCACAUGGAGUGCUUUCGGUGCUCGGUGUGCAGCAGACACCUCCUGCCGGGGGACGAGUUCUCCCUGCGGGACGACGAGCUGCUGUGCCGGGCUGACCACGGACUGCUGGCGGAGCGGGCCUCCGCCGGGAGCCCGCUGAGCCCGGGGAGCGUCCACUCCAGACCCCUGCACAUCUCAGACCCAAUUACGGUUCGGCACCCGCCCCACCACCGGAACCACGUCCACAAGCAGUCGGAGAAGACCACCCGCGUCCGGACGGUGCUGAACGAGAAGCAGCUGCACACGCUGCGGACCUGCUACAACGCCAACCCGCGGCCGGACGCGCUCAUGAAGGAGCAGCUGGUGGAGAUGACCGGCCUCAGCCCCCGGGUCAUCCGCGUCUGGUUCCAGAACAAGCGCUGCAAGGACAAGAAGAAGUCCAUCCUGAUGAAGCAGCUCCAGCAGCAGCAGCACAGCGACAAAACCAAUCUACAGGGCCUGACAGGCACACCUCUGGUCGCAGGAAGUCCAAUCCGGCACGACCCCGCGGUUCAGGGGAACCCUGUGGAGGUGCAGACCUACCAGCCUCCCUGGAAAACUCUCAGCGACUUCGCCCUGCAGACGGAUUUGGACCAACCUGCCUUCCAACAACUGGUGUCUUUCUCUGAGUCGGGCUCUUUGGGGAACUCCUCGGGCAGCGACGUGACCUCCCUCUCGUCCCAGUUGCCGGACACGCCGAACAGCAUGGUGCCCAGUCCCGUGGACACGUGA
Menidia menidia (Atlantic silverside) is the source of this 1266-nucleotide messenger RNA. The record is from the annotation of a GenBank genome assembly. NCBI's taxonomy places the organism in Eukaryota, Metazoa, Chordata, Actinopteri, Atheriniformes, Atherinopsidae.